Messenger RNA from Otolemur garnettii (small-eared galago), 3465 nucleotides. RefSeq names its product syndecan 2 (gene SDC2). Gene Ontology annotation, biological process: cell migration; dendrite morphogenesis. The record is from RefSeq and is a predicted model, not a curated record. The transcript is spliced from 5 exons. The coding region runs from base 617 to 1222 and encodes 201 amino acids. NCBI's taxonomy places the organism in Eukaryota, Metazoa, Chordata, Mammalia, Primates, Galagidae. Gene Ontology annotation, cellular component: cell surface; membrane.
GCCCGGAGGAGCCCGGAGUAGCAGGCUCGGGUGGGAGGAGGCAGGGAGCCGGAGGAAAAGAGGAGGAGGAGGGGGAGGACCCGGGGAGGGAGGCGGCGGGGCGGGAGGAGGAGGGGCGCUGCCGCCGAGCCACUAGCCCCGCUCGGACGCGCUUCUCUCCAGAUACUCCCGGAGCUCCAGCCGCGCGGAUCGCGCGCCCCCGCCGCUCUGCCCCCAAACUUCUGCUGCAGCUCCCUUUCGAGCCACCGAAUUUAUCCCUUAAAAUCAGGAACUGAACCGCAACCCGGGGAACGAGUCCGCGGAGGAGUAAAACCACAGCAGAGCAAGAAGAGCUCCAGAGAGCAGGCUCCCCGGAGCCCCAACUCCGCGCUGGGAGUGCAAAAACCAACAAGUGAGAAGGCGCUGCGUCCCCCGGGCGCAGCCGCGGGCGGCGGGAGGAGGAAGCCGGCGCCCCCGAGCCCCGACCCGAGCCCUCCAGCCGGAGCCGCAGUCGCUGCAGUCGCUUACCCCGCUCGGGAUUCCUCUGCGCGAGCCGCGCCGAGCGCCAGGCAAGGAGGCUUCGUUUCACCCCGGUUGCAGGCAAGCGGCGUUUGGGAGCAGCCGAUCCCUGGGGAAUAUGCGGCGCGCGUGGAUCUUGCUCACCUUGGGCUUGGUGGCCUGCGUGUCGGCGGAGUCGAGAGCAGAGCUGACAUCUGAUAAAGACAUGUACCUUGACAACAGCUCCAUUGAAGAAGCUUCGGGAGUGUAUCCUAUUGACGAUGAUGACUAUGCUUCUGCAUCUGGCUCAGGAGGUGAUGAGAACGUAGAGAGUCCAGAGCUGACAACAUCUCGACCACUUCCAAAGAUACCGUUCACUAGUGCUGCUCCAAAAGUGGAAACCGUAACACUGAAUGUACAGAACAAGAUGCCUGCUCAGACGAAGUCACCUGAGGAAAUUGAUAAGGAGAAAGUUCACCCCCCUGACUCAGAAAGGAAAAAGAACCGAUCUGAAGAGGAUACAAAUGUAUAUACUGAGAAACACUCAGACAAUCUGUUUAAACGAACAGAAGUCCUAGCAGCUGUCAUUGCUGGCGGAGUUAUUGGCUUUCUCUUUGCGAUUUUCCUUAUCCUGCUGUUGGUGUACCGUAUGAGGAAGAAGGAUGAAGGGAGCUAUGACCUUGGAGAACGCAAACCAUCCAGUGCUGCUUAUCAGAAGGCGCCUACUAAGGAGUUUUAUGCGUAAAACUCUGACUUAGUGUCUCUAUUUAUGAGAUCACUGAACUUUUCAAAAUAAAGCUUUUGCGUAGAAUAAUGAAGAUCUUUGUUUUUUUUUGUUUUGUUUUUUGUUUUUUGUUUUUUCAUUAAAGAGCCAUUCUGGCACUUUAAUGAUAAAAAUUCCAUUGUAUUUAAAACUUUUCAUGUAUUUCUUUAGAACAACAUAAAAUUACAAUUUAACAUCUGCAGUGUUCUGUGAAUAGCAGUGGCAAAAUAUUAUGUUAUGAAAACCCUCGAUGUUCAUGGAAUUGGUUUAAACUUUUAUGCACAAAUCCGAAAUGAUUGUUUUUAUCCGAUGGUUUGAAGGUGAAAGCCGUUUCAGUCGUGUCGGCGUGUCUCUGAUUGACCUUACCAAGCUGGUCUUACUUUGUUAAUUUAUCUGUUGUCUCCCUCUUCUCCUCUGCCCUCCCCUCUUGUGCCCUUAAAAACAAAAACAAACCCUCUGCCUUUUGUAGCUGUCAUGGUGCAAUUUGUCCUUGGGAUAAUCCAGAUAAGGGUAAUUUAGUGUAUAUGUGAUUUUCAAAUAUGUAAACUUUAACCUCCACUUUGUAUAAGUUUUUAAGUGUCAGACUAUCCAUUUUACACUUGCUUUAUUUUUCAUUACCUGUAGCUUUGGGCAGAUUUGCAACAGCAAAUUAAUGUGUAAAAUUGGAUUAUUACUACAAAACUGUUUAGUCAUAUCUAUCUAAUCAGAUCUUCUUUUCAGAGGAUUUGAUGUGAGUUAUUGACAAGCCUCAGCAAACCCAAAGAUGCUAACAGUAUUCUAAGAAGUUGCUGCAGAUUCCUUUGGCCACUGUAUUUGUUAAUUUCUUGCAAUUUGAAGGUACGAGUAGGGGUAAAGAAAAGUCAGUUUUUGUUCUUAAAAAUGCAUUUAAGUUGUAAACGUCUUUUUAAGCCUUUGAAGUGCCUAUGAUUAUAUGUAUCUUGUCGCAGACUGGUGUUAAUGAGUAUAUAUAACAGUUUAAAAAAAGUUGGUAUUUUAUAAGCACAGACAAUUCUAAUGGUAACUUUUGUAGUCUUAUGAAUAGACAUAAAUUGUAAUUUGGGAACAUAAAAACUACUGAAUAAAUCAUGUGGCCUAAUAUUGAAAAUGUCACUGUUAUAAAUUUUGUACAUUUUCGAUCAAAUGUACAUCUCCUUGGCUAACGACCGUCUGCUCUCAAGGAUGACAUGGGUUUGAUUUCUAAGUAUUCCACAGUGUCUGUAAAUCAAGACCAAAGAGCAAGUCGAUGAGGCUGUUUAUUACCAGACUCACUUCUGAAUUGGCCAGAGGAAAUCUGACUGUAUCAUCCUGUGUGUGUCUGGAUAUAGAUUUUGGAAGGCAGCCAGGGAAUUUCAGAGUUUGCAACCUUUAUAGGAUAGCUGAUGGCAAUAUUGAGACAGAUGCCUGCUUUUGCAAAUAACUUUUAAAACUAUAAAUUACAAAGAUCGGAAGGGGGCUUUCCUAAAGUCAGUAUCUAAGGCUUAGACCUAUAGAUGGUUUUACCUUUGAAAUCGGGCCCCAAAUCUUGCCUGAUGCUGAACUAAUAGAUGGGAUACGAUAGGUCACACUAUGGGGAAGGAGGGAGGGGCAGGGAGGCUGUGUGUGUUAAAUUGAGGGCCUCACUGCUUAGGCCUGAAGUGGCUGGAAAGAGUGAUACCUGAGGACGAGGCAGAGGCAUGAGGGUAUCUAGCUGGUAUUUGCUUUAUUGAACGUUUCCAUUUUCUAUUUUAUUGUUAGUUUUGUUUUAAACUGCGAGCUGCCAAAGUAGAAGGAAGACAGCAAAACCAGCAACUUUUUCAACGUGUAAUUUACUUUUAAUAAAGUAUGACUCUUUUCCUUUAGACAACAUUCCCUGGAAUUGCCACAGAAUUCAUUUUAAAAAAAUAUUUUUUUAAGCAACACUUAGAACAGUGUUUACUUAAAUUCUUAAUGGCCUUAAUUCUCAAAAGCCUGCCCCAUCACUUAUAGAAUCAAUCCACUUUAGAGUGAUUAAAAGGAAAUGAUAGCACCUUUUAAAGCCACACUAUGUCCCUCAAUUACAGAGGUUAAGAAUGUAGUGGGUAUGCCUCUAACUGUGCAAAGCAGAGUGAAAUUCAAUUCAUAGAAUAACAACUGCUUGGAAUAUCCGUGCCAGGAAAAGAAAAAUAUUCUGGCAAAUAUUUUGUCACUGCUGUAAAGCAAAAUAUUUGUUAAAGUGCCAAAAUAAAGUCUGUCAUGCCGAAAGUAAA